Molecule: messenger RNA, 1257 nt
Organism: Coffea eugenioides
Lineage: Eukaryota; Viridiplantae; Streptophyta; Magnoliopsida; Gentianales; Rubiaceae
Product: pentatricopeptide repeat-containing protein At5g52850, chloroplastic-like
Exons: 2
Coding region: 1-1257 (418 amino acids)
Molecular function (GO): protein binding
Source: RefSeq, a predicted model, not a curated record
AUGUCAUGGCGAAAUGCCUUGAGGCUUUCACACAGGACAGGACCACACAAUUUCGAAGAAACCUGCUCAAAGAUUGUAUCAUAUUGCAAUAAACAAUUACUGAAAGAGGGCAUUUGUGUCCACAGCCCAAUUAUCAAAGCGGGUUUUCAAGAUAAUUUAUGGAUCAGCAAUAACUUGCUCGCUCUAUAUUCAAAAUGCUAUGGAGUUGAUCAUGCACGCCACUUCUUUGAGGAAAUGCCAUACAAGGAUGUUGUGUCCUGGUCUGGAUUGUUGUCUGCUUAUGUCAAAGAUGGUUGCUACGAGGAAGCUCUUGAGCUGUAUGAUUUGAUGAAGUUUUCUGGGGAAUGCCCAAAUGAGUAUACACUUUCGAUUGUGAUCAGGGCCUGCUCAGCUCUUCGGGAUUGUGACCAAGGAACUAAAGUCCAGGCCUGUGCAACAAAGAAUGGUUUUGAUUCAAAUCCUGUUUUAACUAGCAGUUUGAUUGAUAUGUACUCUAAAUGUGAUAAAAAAGAAGCAGCACAGAAGAUAUUCAUGAAUAUGCGGAAUGGUGACACUGUUUCUUGGACAACUAUGAUCUCUUCAUUUAUCCAAGAGGGGAGCUGGAUUACUGCGCUGCGACUCUUCAUAUGCAUGAUCAAACGAGAAAUUCAACCAAAUGAAUACACGUAUGCAAAAAUUUUGAGCGCAUGUGGUGGUCUUACUUAUUUAAAUUCUGGGAGAUUAGUCCACGCCAGGAUGUUAGUCUUGGGCAUUCGGCUGAAUUUGGUUUUGAAGACAGCUCUUACUGACAUGUAUGCAAGAUGUAAGAGAAUGGAAGAUGCUAUGAAGGUCUCAAAGCAAACUCUUGAGCAAGAUACAGUUCUAUGCACAACACUAUUGAGUGGCUUUUGCCAUAACUUGGAGAUCAAGGAGGCUGUUGAUGCAAUACAGCAGAUGGUGGCCCAUGGGAUCACUCCAAAUAGUUAUACAUAUGCUGUAGUCUUGAAUGGCUGCUCAUUAGCUCUGACAUUGCAAUUGGGGAUACAAUUUCACUCAAGGGUUAUUGAGAUUGGUUUGGAAAAUAAUGUUUCUGUUGGAAAUGCACUCAUUGAUAUGUAUUUGAAAUGUUCUGGUGGAAUAAUUGACGCUUUUAAAGUAUUUGAACAAAUAAGGUCACCAAACAUCAUCUCUUGGACUUCCUUGAUUGCUGGCUUUGUUGAACAUGGUCUUGGAUACGAGGCUUUUCAAGCAUUUGAAAAGAUGCAGCUUGUGGAAUGA